Messenger RNA from Ostreococcus tauri, 1503 nucleotides. RefSeq names its product P-loop containing nucleoside triphosphate hydrolase. Gene Ontology annotation, biological process: mitotic spindle organization; microtubule-based movement. NCBI's taxonomy places the organism in Eukaryota, Viridiplantae, Chlorophyta, Mamiellophyceae, Mamiellales, Bathycoccaceae. Gene Ontology annotation, molecular function: microtubule motor activity; ATP binding; microtubule binding. The record is from RefSeq and is a predicted model, not a curated record. The transcript has a single exon. Bases 1 to 1503 code for a protein of 500 amino acids.
AUGUCGAGAUCGAGGUCGGCGACGAUUCGAGGGACGAACGACGACGACGAGCGCUCGCAGCGAUCUUCUUCGCCGACGACGAGCCAUAGGAGCUCGUCGACGGCCGGGUUCGUCGUCGGCGCGGACUGCGUCAAGGUGAUAGCGGUCGUGCGACCGCUGAUCGCGAGAGAGAUCGAGGCGAACGCGUCCGAGGCGCUUACGUCGAGCGACGACAGCGUGUUAACGAAGAGCGGGAGACAGUUCACCUACGACGGCGUUGUGACGGGAAGCGAGGAUGAGUUACGGGAGACAUACGACGCAAACGUGCGAGAUAUCGUUGAAGGUACGCUCAGGGGGCUGAACGGGAGCGUGAUGGCGUACGGGCAGACGGGGUCAGGAAAGACGCACACGAUGGGGAUGGGCGGAGACAAUCCAGGCAUGGCGAGGCGAGUCUUCGAGACACUUUUCGAAGCGGUGGCCACCGCUCGAGUGCGCGACACAGAAGUGAAAGUCGUGUCGUCCUUUAUAGAGAUUUACAAGGACAAUAUUCGAGAUUUGCUCGUCGACGCUGGCGAUGAGCUAACACCGCCGGUGACCAUCAGGGAGAACGCAACCGAGGGUGGGGUGUAUCUGAACGGGGCGCGAAUGAUAGAGGUGAACAACGUGGGCGCUUGCGUUUCGGUCUUAAAUGAAGGUAUCCUUCGACGAGCCACAGCGGAGAGCACGAUGAACGUUCGAUCGAGCCGUUCGCACGCGAUACUCACGCUCAAUGUUAAGUGCAAGGUUGGAGACGCCAAGGCAACUUUUGCCAAGCUCCAUCUGGUCGAUCUCGCGGGCUCAGAGCGCGUUACGCUCAAUGAAAAUAGAGGACAGCGGUUUCAGGAGGGCGUGCAAAUCAACAUGGGCUUGCUCGCUUUGUCCAACUGCAUCUCUGCUCUCACAGACGUGAACAGACGUGAGUGGGGACACGUACCAUACAGAGAUUCAAAGUUGACGCGAUUAAUGCAAGACUCGCUCGGAGGCAACAGCCGAACGGUAAUGUUUGCGUGCGUGUCGCCCGCUGACAUCAACGCGGACGAGACGUUGAACACGUUGAAGUAUGCCAGUCGAGCCAGAAACAUCCGUAAUCGAGUCGUGAUGAACUUUGAAAAGUCAACUGCGAUGGAGCUCAAGCUGAAGAGACAACUUGACGAGGCGAAUGAAAGAAUAGCGCAGUUAGAAUGUCUCGUCAACGUUCUGCAUGAAGAAAACUUGGCGCUGAAAUCGAGGACGCCUGAACGAGUAGAACCAGAGGUGGCUGAGUUUUCGAGGCUGUCGGUAUCAAUAGAAGACACGGGCACACCGAGAACGCCCAUGCAUACGCCAUCGCUAGACGGUCCAAACAGUACACCGUUGAGCGAGCUGUUGAUGAGCUGUAAACGGGCUAGGCAACGCGCCGAGAUCCUCCUCUCAGCAAAGUCUCCUCUAAAAUCUCCGCAGUCGAUGCCAAGAGGAAGCGUAGACUUCAUUGAAAGCGUAAAUUAG